This is a messenger RNA of Phoenix dactylifera (date palm), 303 nucleotides long. The record is from the annotation of a RefSeq genome assembly. NCBI's taxonomy places the organism in Eukaryota, Viridiplantae, Streptophyta, Magnoliopsida, Arecales, Arecaceae.
AUGGCAAGAAAAAGUUUGAUUCAGAGGGAGAAGAAGCGGCAGAAAUUGGAACAGAAAUAUCAUUUGAUUCGUCGAUCUUCAAAAAAAAAAAUAAGCGAAGUUCCAUCGUUGAGUGAAAAAUGGGAAAUUCAUGGAAAAUUGCAAUCCCCACCACGUAAUAGUGCACCUAUACGUCUUCAUCGACGUUGUUUUUUGACUGGAAGACCUAGAGCUAACUAUCGAGACUUUGGGCUAUCUGGACACAUACUUCGAGAAAUGGUUCAUGCAUGUUUGUUACCGGGCGCAACAAGAUCAAGUUGGUAA